GAAAUCCAGCGUGCUUUUCGUGCACCCGCGAUCUCCGUCACCGCCAUUUUCGCCUUCUUCACUCACACCAUCUUCACACUCUUCACUUCCCUCUCACAUUUUUCCUCAAACAAACAAUUAUUUGAAAAUUUAAUUUUUUCUCAGAAAUUCUUUGUUAGUUUCUUGCAAUGGGGAUGAAGUCUCUGAUAAUUCUCUCAAUUUUUCUGUUCUCAAUUUGCUCGAAUGUUUAUCUAUGUUCGUCAAAAUCCGAAGAGGAUGAAGAUCUCAGUUUCCUGGAACAACAAGAGCAGAAAGAGGCCGCAUCAUGGGAUGAUGGGCGUCCCCGGGACUACGAGAACUACGACGAUCUGGAGGACGAUGAGUUGUCGGCGUACGCCGACGAGGACGGUGGAUACAGUGCGCAGGAGGUGGAUGAGACCCACGUGGUGGUGCUGAAGGAAUCCAACUUCAGCGACUUCAUAGCAAAGAAUAGGUUCAUUAUGGUGGAGUUCUACGCGCCGUGGUGCGGCCAUUGCCAGGCUUUGGCGCCGGAGUACGCGGCGGCGGCGGAGGAGCUGAAGGACGAGGCGGUGGUGCUGGCGAAGGUCGAUGCCACAGAGGAGGCGGAGCUCAGCCAGAAGUUCGAUGUGCAGGGAUUUCCUACUGUUUACUUCUUCGUGGAUGGGGUUCACAAACCCUACCCGGGCCAGCGCACUAAAGAUGCCAUCGUUGCUUGGUUGAAGAAAAAGAUAGGUCCAGGUUUACACAAUAUAACAACUAUUGAGGAGGCGGAACGCAUCUUGGCAGAUGAGGACAAACUAGUUUUGGGCUUUUUGGACAGUUUGGUGGGUUCAGAAAGUGAAGAACUUGCUGGUGCUUCAAAGCUUGAAGAUGAUGUUAGCUUUUACCAGACGACAAAUCCAGAUGUGGCAAAGCUCUUCCAAAUUGAUCCCAAUGCCAAACGUCCAAUCUUGGUCAUGCUCAAAAAAGAACCUGAGAAACUUAACCAAUUCGGUGGUCAGUUCACUAAAUCUGCAAUAGCUGAAUUUGUGUUUGAGAACAAGCUUCCCCUUGUCACCAAUUUUACUAGGGAAAGUGCUCCUCUCGUGUUUGAGAAUCCAAUAAAGAAACAGUUGAUACUGUUUGCAACUUCCAUUGACUCGGCAAAACUCUAUCCCAUAUUCCUUGAAGCAGCAAAGGCUUUCAAGGGAAAGCUUAUUAGCGUCUAUGUGGAAUUGGACAAUGAAGACGUCGGAAAACCAGUUUCAGAAUACUUCGGUGUGAGUGAAGAAGCGGCAACUGUUCUUGCAUAUACCGGAAACGACGAUGCCAGGAAGUUUCUAUUGGAUGGUGAAUUGACUAUUGACAAUAUCAAGUCUUUUGGUGAGAAGUUUUUGGGGGACAAUCUGAAGCCUUUCUACAAAUCAGACCCUAUUCCAGAGAGGAAUGAUGGAGAUGUCAAGAUAGUGGUUGGCAACAACUUUGAUGAGAUCGUAUUGGAUGAGUCAAAAGAUGUUCUUCUCGAGAUAUAUGCUCCUUGGUGUGGGCAUUGCCAAGCUUUAGAACCUAUAUAUAACAAACUUGGGAAGCAUUUGAGAGGUAUCGAUUCCCUUGUCAUUGCCAAGAUGGAUGGGACUACAAACGAGCACCCGCGAGCUAAGUCUGACGGUUUCCCCACAAUACUUUUCUUCCCGGCUGGCAACAAGAGCUUCGAUCCGAUUACUUUCGACGCCGACCGUACUGUUGUGGCCUUCUACAAGUUCCUGAAGAAACAUGCAUCCAUCCCAUUCAAACUCCAAAAGCCAGCUUCACCAGAGAAAUCCAUGGCUACUGACACUACCGAUAGCCAUGAGAGCAGCAGCAAUAGUGACGUGAAGGAUGAACUAUAGGCGGAUGGAGCAUUUUUGGGUCGGUACCAAUCUAUAUACCCUCGACCAGAAUGCUGCUCAAAACAGAUGAAGAACACUACAAGUAAAUGCAAGUACGUCCGAUGUUCGAAUCUCAGCCAAUCAGGUUAAAGAAAAUUUUGCUAUACUUUUGGAUAUACGGUGCAAAAACAGGACGAAAGCCAGUUCAGUAGUGUUGUGUGAGCUUUAGUUGGGGAUGUAUUGUGCAACACUAGUUGUGGAAGCAUUGGAUUUUGAUUGAGAUGUCAUGAAAGGAACACUCCAGCGCCUGUUAGCUGCUUAGUUUUUCCUAAAUUAUAAUUUGAAUUUUGAAAUGUGUGACAUGAAUUAAACUAUGAAGUUAAUAAAACAGCUAAUUCAAUAUCA
This is a messenger RNA of Sesamum indicum (sesame), 2252 nucleotides long. RefSeq names its product PDI-like 1-3 (gene PDIL1-3). Gene Ontology annotation, biological process: response to endoplasmic reticulum stress; protein folding. The record is from RefSeq and is a predicted model, not a curated record. NCBI's taxonomy places the organism in Eukaryota, Viridiplantae, Streptophyta, Magnoliopsida, Lamiales, Pedaliaceae. Gene Ontology annotation, molecular function: protein disulfide isomerase activity. Gene Ontology annotation, cellular component: endoplasmic reticulum.